AUGGACCGUGUUUCUGGUUCUGUCAUAACUAAACGUCAGUGGCAGGUGGGCGAACAAGCGCAUCGUAGUUUCCUAUCCGUAUCUAGGCGAGUGACAGUGGCUUGCGAAAGUGCACAUAAUUGGAUCGGUGCUUUAGAAAGGGGGUUACGAGUUGUGUCAAUGGAGUUCGAUGAACUCGUGUUUGGCGGGAAUUUUGCGGCAGCCAUCAGAAGACCUGAUGUUAGCUGCGCGAGCGAUGUGAACCAACACUGGUUCUGUUCAUUGGACUUUAAGUCUGUGGGAUAA
Molecule: messenger RNA, 285 nt
Organism: Danaus chrysippus (African queen)
Lineage: Eukaryota; Metazoa; Arthropoda; Insecta; Lepidoptera; Nymphalidae
Source: the annotation of a GenBank genome assembly